This is a messenger RNA of Austrofundulus limnaeus, 1372 nucleotides long. Its product is annotated as serine/arginine repetitive matrix protein 5-like. Bases 52 to 1194 code for a protein of 380 amino acids. The transcript is spliced from 2 exons. The record is from RefSeq and is a predicted model, not a curated record. Lineage: Eukaryota; Metazoa; Chordata; Actinopteri; Cyprinodontiformes; Rivulidae.
AGAGAGGAAGAGCCAAUCAGAUGACAGCGUUCUGAAGCCUUGUCCCUCCUGAUGCCAGUGUGGCUGCAUGAUCCGUACCAGAAACACGAUCUGUACCAGAAACACAAUCUGUACCGGAAACACGAUCCUUACAGGAAACACGAUCUGUACCAGAAACACAAUCUGUACCGGAAACACGAUCCUUACAGGAAACACGAUCUGUACCAGAAACACAAUCUGUACCGGAAACACGAUCCUUACAGGAAACAUGAUCUGUACCAGAAACACAAUCUGUACCGGAAACACGAUCCUUACAGGAAACAUGAUCUGUACCAGAAACACAAUCUGUACCGGAAACACGAUCCUUACAGGAAACAUGAUCUGUACCAGAAACACGACUCAUACCAGAAACAUGAUCCGUACAGGAAACACAAUCCGUACAGGAAACAUGAUCUGUACCAGAAACACGAUCCGUACCGGAAACACGAUCUGUACCGGAAACACGAUCCGUACAGGAAACACGAUCUGUACCAGAAACACGAUCCGUACCAGAAACACGAUCCGUACCGGAAACACGAUCCGUACAGGAAACACGAUCCAUACAGGAAACACGAUCCGUUCCAGAAACACGAUCCGUACCAGAAACACGAUCCGUACAGGAAACACGAUCCAUACAGGAAACACGAUCCGUUCCAGAAACACGAUCCGUACCGGAAACACGAUCCGUACCGGAAACACGAUCCGUACAGGAAACACGAUCCGUACCAGAAACACGAUCCAUACAGGAAACACGAUCCGUACCAGAAACAUGACCAGUACAGGAAACACGAUCUGUACCGGAAACACGAUCCGUUCCAGAAACACGAUCCGUUCCAGAAACACGAUCCGUACCGGAAACACGAUCCGUACCAGAAACAUGACCCGUACAGGAAACACGAUCCGUACCAGAAACAUGACCCGUACAGGAAACACGAUCUGUUCCAGAAACACGAUCUGUACAGGAAACACAAUCCGUACCAGAAACACGAUCCGUACCAGAAACAUGACCCGUACAGGAAACACGAUCCGUACCGGAUACAGGAAACACGAUCCGUACCAGAAACACGAUCCGUACCGGAAACACGAUCCGUACAGGAAACACGAUCCGUACCAGAAACACGAUCUGUACAGGAAACACAAUCCGUACCGGAAACACGAUCCGUACCAGAAACAUGACCCGUACAGGAAACACGAUCCGUACCAGAAACACGAUCCGUACCGGAAACACGAUCCGUACCAGAAACAUGACCCGUACAGGAAACACGAUCCGUACAGGAAGAAGUCUAUCAUUUAGCACGUGUAAAUGGGCUGACAGUACGGAUCGGGCAGCCACAGCCAGCACCAGCUGAUGGGA